This is a messenger RNA of Mesorhabditis spiculigera, 576 nucleotides long. The record is from the annotation of a GenBank genome assembly. NCBI's taxonomy places the organism in Eukaryota, Metazoa, Nematoda, Chromadorea, Rhabditida, Rhabditidae.
AUGACGCUGGUAUUGCUCCCAGUGCUGGCCGGCCUCGCCUCGGCCCUCCGUCUCGAGGAGCCGAUCGUAAUACAGCGGCCGUUAGAGAAGGUUGAAUGGGGCGACGUCCUCCUUGAAUAUGACGCUACGCAACCGCCUCCCGGCAACGUUACGGUUACGGUAGAUCUGCGCGUCUUCCAUCACUCUCGACUCUCCUCGGAAACGCUGAAAAUCUACAUGGAGCUGUCGGAGGAGUGGCAGGAUGGGCGACUUAUCUUUCAGCACAAUCCGGCGACGGUUACGCUACCCCGCGGCGUCGAAAUCUGGCGUCCUGAGACCUGGAUACGAGACGGAAUGGAGGAUAGAACGGAGCGGGAGACGCUACGGAUACAUCCUAGGGACGGUACAGUAACCCACAGAAGUAUCAGGACGGUCGAGAUACCUCGUAGAGGUGGAGAGAAAGAGAACUGCCCGCUCGUUUUCUCCUCCUUCACCGACGUCUCCAGCCGGGUCGACUACGCGAUGCGCCGCGUUGACGCUCCGCACCUGAAUUCUACCGUAACCCCGUCAGGAGUCGUAUUUUCUCUCGGGUUACUG